Molecule: messenger RNA, 2949 nt
Organism: Asparagus officinalis (garden asparagus)
Lineage: Eukaryota; Viridiplantae; Streptophyta; Magnoliopsida; Asparagales; Asparagaceae
Product: cullin-1-like
Exons: 19
Coding region: 245-2479 (744 amino acids)
Biological process (GO): ubiquitin-dependent protein catabolic process; protein ubiquitination
Cellular component (GO): cullin-RING ubiquitin ligase complex
Molecular function (GO): ubiquitin protein ligase binding
Source: RefSeq, a predicted model, not a curated record
UUGACUAGAGAUACCACUACACGCCCAUACAUCUCCCCCUCCCCCUCUACGCACAAAUCCUAUUUUUCCAAAUUAUUUACAAAAACUAAGCCGACUUUUUUUUAUUUAAAUGUAUAAAUCUCAGAUCUUUUAGAUUCUCGUCCUUUAGACGAAAAUCUUUUCGAAAUUAGGGUUAGCGUCUUCCUUCGAUCUGCCUUUGGGUUUUGAUCGCUCUGAUAGAUUCACAAGAUUCGAUCCUGGAAUCAUGGCGAUGCACGAAAGGAAGACGAUAGAUUUGGAGCAAGGAUGGGAGUUUAUGCAUAAAGGGAUCACGAAGCUGAAGAACAUCUUGGAGGGGCUCCCUGAGCCCCAAUUCAGCUCCGAAGAUUACAUGAUGCUCUACACGACUAUUUAUAAUAUGUGCACUCAGAAACCCCCGCAUGAUUACUCGCAGCAGCUUUAUGAUAAAUAUCGGGAGUCGUUUGAGGAGUAUAUUACGGCGACAGUAUUGCCAUCUCUAAGAGAGAAGCAUGAUGAAUUCAUGUUGAGGGAACUAGUGAAAAGAUGGAUGAAUCACAAAGUUAUGGUGAGGUGGCUUUCUCGGUUUUUCCACUACUUGGAUCGCUAUUUCAUUGCUCGGAGGUCUCUUCCUGCACUCAAUGAAGUUGGAUUAACCUGCUUCCGAGAUUUGGUUUUUAAUGAGAUUAAAGUCAAAGUCAGAGAUGCUGUGAUCUCCCUGAUUGACCAAGAACGCGAGGGUGAACAGAUUGAUAGAGCAUUGUUGAAAAAUGUUCUGGAUAUAUUUGUUGAAAUUGGGUUGGGGAGUAUGGAUUGCUAUGAAAAUGACUUUGAAGCAGCCAUGUUGUAUGAUUCUGGUGCCUAUUAUUCUCGUAAGGCAUCAAAUUGGAUUCUAGAGGAUUCAUGCCCAGAUUACAUGUUAAAGGCUGAGGAGUGCCUAAAGCGUGAGAAGGAUAGAGUUGCACAUUACUUGCACUCUAGCAGUGAACCAAAGUUGUUGGAGAAAGUGCAACAUGAGCUACUGUCGGUGUAUCUAACGCAGCUACUUGAGAAAGAACAUUCUGGAUGCAAUUCAUUGCUUCGAGAUGACAAGGUGGAUGAUCUCUCAAGGAUGUAUAGGCUCUUCUGUAGGAUUCCUCAUGGCCUUGAGCCUAUCUCUGUGAUGUUCAAACAACAUGUUACUGCCGAAGGUCUAGCCUUAGUCAAACAAGCAGAAGAUGCAGCUAGCAACAAGAAGGCAGAGAAAAGGGACGUUGUUGGUUUGCAAGAACAGGUCUUUGUCAGAAAAAUAAUUGAGUUGCAUGACAAGUAUUUGGCUUAUGUGCAAAAUUGCUUCCAGAACCAUUCCCUUUUCCACAAGGCUCUAAAAGAGGCUUUUGAAGUUUUUUGCAACAAGACUGUUGCAGGCAGCUCAAGUGCUGAGCUGCUGGCUACUUUUUGUGAUAAUAUACUUAAGAAGGGUGGAAGUGAGAAACUAAGUGAUGAAGCUAUUGAAGAGACACUUGAGAAGGUGGUUAAGCUGCUUGCAUAUAUUAGCGACAAAGAUCUUUUUGCUGAGUUUUAUAGGAAAAAGCUUGCUCGGAGACUGCUUUUUGACAAAAGUGCAAAUGAUGAGCAUGAGCGGAGUAUUCUGACGAAACUAAAACAACAAUGCGGGGGGCAGUUUACCUCCAAGAUGGAGGGAAUGGUCACUGAUUUGACCUUGGCGAAAGAGAAUCAAACAAACUUUGAGGAGUAUCUUAGAGAUAACUCGAACGUAAAUCCAGGAAUUGACCUGACUGUUACUGUCUUAACUACUGGUUUCUGGCCAAGCUACAAAUCUUUUGAUCUCAGCCUUCCAGCAGAGAUGAUUAAAUGCGUGGAAGUUUUCAAGGAGUUCUAUCAAACAAAAACCAAGCACAGAAAGCUCACAUGGAUAUACUCGUUAGGUACCUGCAAUAUUCUGGGGAAGUUUGAGGCCAAAACCAUAGAGCUGGUUGUGACAACUUAUCAGGCUGCUGCAUUGUUGCUUUUUAAUAACUCAGAUAGGUUGAGUUAUUCUGAGAUUAUGGCCCAGCUAAACUUGUCAGACGACGAUGUGAUCAGAUUACUUCAUUCCCUUUCUUGUGCUAAGUACAAGAUUCUUAACAAGGAGCCGAGUACUAAGUCCAUAACUCCGAACGAUCAUUUUGAAUUUAACUCCAAGUUCACGGACAAAAUGAGAAGGAUUAAGAUUCCUCUACCCCCUGUGGAUGAAAAAAAGAAGGUAAUUGAAGAUGUUGAUAAAGAUCGAAGAUAUGCUAUUGAUGCCUCAAUAGUGCGAAUUAUGAAAAGUCGGAAAGUUUUGAAUCAUCAGCAACUAGUCCUGGAAUGUGUAGAACAACUUGGGCGCAUGUUCAAGCCUGACUUCAAGGCGAUUAAGAAGAGGAUAGAAGAUCUCAUCACCAGGGAUUAUCUUGAGAGGGACAAAGACAAUGCUAAUGUCUACAAAUAUCUCGCCUGAUCAAAGGAACACAAACUUUUGCCUGUCCUGUUUUUCUCCCUUACAGCUAUGAUCAGUGGUUUCGAACGCAUUUCGUCCUAAGCAUGGGGUAAUUUAUCACUGCGCACAGGUGAUAUCUGCUGCAGGACACCUGGAAGUAUCAAGGAGCUUGUGCUUGCCUUUAUUUGAAAUUCCACUUUAAGUGGAUGUGUAAAUUACCAGAGGAUCAUUUUGUUCAAUUUGUGAAAUUCUCAACUGAAUGAGUCAAUGACUAUAUAGUUCUAUUGGUGCUAAGUUGACAUUCUUUUGACUUUGCACUUUCUGUACCUAAUGUUCGUCAUCCAACUUUGAGAUUUAGUCUCAAGUAUGUGUUAUUGUGAUUUCCAGUGACAGUAAUUCUGAAUAAAUACAGGCGCCAAUGAUGCACAUAGUUGCAAUGUAUCUGUGCAAAUUACGGAGAUUUGAAUUAGAAAGCAGAUAUUGAUGUAAAA